Colletotrichum truncatum is the source of this 1533-nucleotide messenger RNA. Its product is annotated as g-protein coupled receptor. NCBI's taxonomy places the organism in Eukaryota, Fungi, Ascomycota, Sordariomycetes, Glomerellales, Glomerellaceae. Gene Ontology annotation, cellular component: plasma membrane. Gene Ontology annotation, biological process: adenylate cyclase-activating G protein-coupled receptor signaling pathway; cell surface receptor signaling pathway. The record is from RefSeq and is a predicted model, not a curated record. Gene Ontology annotation, molecular function: G protein-coupled receptor activity.
AUGGCAGACGGACGUAGUGCCCCCGUCGCAAGAGCGACUUCGGAGUCUCUUUCCCAACGCCAGAUCGAUAUCGUCAUCGCCCUUGAGAGAGUCGGCGCUAGCUUGUCAUUGAUAGGCGUCACUUUGAUAUUCAUCAUUUAUUGGGCCUUCAAGCCAAUUCGAACUGUACCGAAUCUUUUUAUACUUUUUGCCUCCAUUGCCAACAUCGGUGCGAGCAUCGCCUGUGCCAUAGGAUAUGAUGGACUCCGUAUCGGUGAGGCCUCAGCUUUGUGCCAGGUUCAGGCGUUCCUCCUUGAAAUGUUCAUGCAGUCCGAUCCCUGGUGGUCUUUUGCCAUGGCCAUCAACGUCUACCUUGUUUUCUUUGCUGGCGCCAAUCCGUCCUCAUUUCGCCAACAUGUCUGGGUUUACUGUGUGAUAUGCUUUGGUUUCCCCUUCAUACCUGCCAUCUGUUUACUCCUUGUCCGACCUGAUGGGCCCCAUGAUUUGAUUUAUGGUGAUGCUACUCUAUGGUGCUGGAUCAACUCAAAAUGGAGUGCCCUUCGCAUCUAUACCUACUAUAUACCCAUUUGGUGCUGCAUAUUUGGCUCUUGCGUCAUUUAUUUCGCCGUCGGCUAUCAUGUAUUUCAUCAACGCAAUCAACUUCGAAACGUGACUUUCAGCAACCCCACGAAAGACGGCAGAGACAACUCGUGUGGGGACGGUCGUGAUUCUGCAGAAAAGGUACAUACCCUGUCACUCGAAGCCAUCCCGGAUGACUGGCCCCUCGUUGACACAUCUCAGAACCUCACCACCCGGACCGAAUCCUACGGUACUGCUUUGACAGAGGUGCAAGUCACCAUAAGCACUCCAAGGUUCUACUCACCGCCUCAGGCCCCAUCUUCUGCGAUGUCCAGAAACUUUAUUGAUCAGCAAGCCCGAAAUCAACGGUCGUGGCGUACGAGCGAUGAACUUGAGGGGCCUCCAAGCAGUCCACGUUUUGAAACAACAUGCACUUCUAGUCCUCCUCCACCGGAGCCACGCCGCUCUCUUCUCGAACGUGUCAGCUCUGUCAAGGGAAAAUUCUCAGCUCGCUUGAAGAGCAUAGACCCUAUUAAACUUGCGUACCUCCGAACAAGUUUCAUAUUCGCCAUCUCCGUAUUUGUGACCUGGACUCCGAGCUCUAUCAACCGAGUGUACAACCUUAUUAGACCCGGCGAAAUCAGCUUCGGUUUAAAUGUCGCCAGCGCCGCAGUACUUCCACUUCAAGGUGUCUGGAACGCUUUCAUUUUCUUCAUAACCAGUUGGUCAACUUUUAAGAAAGAAUGGACCGAGAUGCGAUAUCGACAUCAAGGUCGUCGACUCGGAAGCAGCGCCGACAGCCACCUUGACGGGAGGAGAAUCGAAGUCAUUCGCGAUGAAAGACGAACCUGGCACAGCACCAGCCACUGUGGGCACACAAAGGCCGUUGGUAGCGACCAGACCAGCGAGUUUGAGCUGAAUACUUCCCCGGCAGUUAGGAACAUUCGUGCGAUGCGGGGAUCAUUCAGUAUUUGA